CUCCACAUGUCAACCAUUUCCUUAAACAUCUCUCUCACCCUCUAUCGCCGUCAUCCCCUCCCCUCCCCGUCAAAAUUUCCCCCUCGUUUCUUUCACCCUCCAUCCAACAUACCCUUCCAUUUUUUCUCCCAUCUCAAAACUCUCUCCCAUUUUCUUCUCUUCAACCAUUGACGCAGCUAUGUCUGACCUCGCAGAAGACCAACAUGAUUCGUUGAUCGAGAAGAUCACCGAGAAGAUCCAUGGUCAUGAUUCUUCUAGUUCGUCUUCUUCUGACGAUGAAGAUGAAAAGCAGAAGAUAUCGUCGCCGAGUGCGAGUGUUCCUUCAUCGGCGCAUUUUCCUCCUCCUGAAGUUGUUCCCGAGGAUGAGAUGUCUGAGGCUCCUGCUUCUCCUUCUACGUCAUCUUCUAAGACUUUUCACCUUUUUGGCCGCCAGAAACCUGUUCACAAGGUCCUUGGUGGUGGCAAACCUGCUGAUGUUUUCCUCUGGAGGAACAAGAAGAUUUCUGCCUCUGCACUUGGUGUGGCUACUUUUAUCUGGUUUCUCUUUGAGUUACUUGAAUAUCACUUGCUGACUCUGCUCUGCCACAUUUUGAUAUUUACAAUUACUGUCCUUUUCCUCUGGUCAAAUGCUUCUGCCUUCAUCCACAAGGCUCCUCCACGUAUACCAGAUGUCCACAUUCCUGACAAUUGCCUCAUAGAAUUCAUCUCAAUACUAAGAUUUGAGAUCAACUGUGCUCUAUCUGUGCUACGGGAUAUUGCUUCUGGGAAACAGCUUAAGAAGUUCCUUGCAGUGAUAGCAGGCUUGUGGGUUGUAUCAGUUGUCGGGGGUUGGUUUAACUUCUUGACACUCGUUUACCUACUGUUUGUUCUCUUGCACACCGUGCCUGUGUUAUAUGAGAAGUACGAGGACCAGGUUGAUGCAUAUGUUGAAAAGGCAACAAAGGAGCUCAAGAGACAAUAUGCAGUUGCUGAUGAGAAGUUCUUAAGAAAGAUUCCAAGAGGGCCAUUGAAAGACAAGAAGGCUGCAUGAAGAGAGAAUUUAGAGCUAACAAUGACAAGGUUUAUGCUAACUUUAGCCUUUACUACUGUUUUUUGAAUGGUGGUUGUAACUCUUUUUUGAGGCCGCUGCGUUGAAUUGUUUGUUGACAUAUACGAGUUCAUAUUUAAAAUGAACUAGGUGUUUUGUAAGAAAGUUCCUAGUCCUGGAUUCUGUUAAAUACUUAAUGGCUUUUUUGCUGUUCUGUAUCUUGCGUCAGUUUAGCAGAAAGUACAUCACAAUUUACAGAUAAUGUUAUUUUGCUCGACCA
This is a messenger RNA of Amaranthus tricolor (Joseph's coat), 1307 nucleotides long. Its product is annotated as reticulon-like protein B4. The record is from RefSeq and is a predicted model, not a curated record. The transcript is spliced from 5 exons. Bases 179 to 1030 code for a protein of 283 amino acids. NCBI's taxonomy places the organism in Eukaryota, Viridiplantae, Streptophyta, Magnoliopsida, Caryophyllales, Amaranthaceae.